Messenger RNA from Sceloporus undulatus (fence lizard), 3404 nucleotides. It is a transcript of the gene TCP11, whose product is annotated as t-complex 11. The record is from RefSeq and is a predicted model, not a curated record. Gene Ontology annotation, biological process: regulation of sperm capacitation. Gene Ontology annotation, cellular component: acrosomal vesicle; sperm flagellum. The transcript has 10 exons. NCBI's taxonomy places the organism in Eukaryota, Metazoa, Chordata, Lepidosauria, Squamata, Phrynosomatidae. The coding region runs from base 96 to 1637 and encodes 513 amino acids.
UGUUUAGAGGCGGCCAGGAACACCUUGAGGGCGGGCGCCUUCGCCUUCCCUCCCUCCGCGGCCCUCCUCUCCCUUCCCCUUCGGGAAGGAACAACAUGCCUAAUACUAAGGAGACCACCUCAAGUGACUGGAAUGAUUCUCAGAAUGCAGACUGCAACCCCAGAAAAGCAAAAGAACAUGAAGACAUCCAUGGUGGAGAAAUGCCUGACCUCUGUCCACCUGACAUCCCACCUUCCAGCCCUCCUCAGUUCUUUUCCACGGCAGAGCUCAUGGAAACAGCCAAUGAAGUCUCAAAAAUGACCAUAGCGCAUGAAAUUGUAGUAAAUCAAGACUUCAAACUUCAAGAGGUGAAUUUCCCACCAAACAGUUUGGAAAGCAGAGUGAAAGAGACAUUGCACAAAGCCUUUUGGGACAAUCUGAGAGAACAGCUUUCCAAAAUACCACCCGAUUAUGCCCAUGCUAUUAAACUACUUCAAGAAAUCAAAGAGAUUCUGCUGUCCUUGCUUCUGCCACGGCAGACCCGUUUGCAAAGUCAAAUUGAAGAAGCUCUGGAUAUGGAAUUGAUAAAACAAGAGGCUGAGCAUGGGGCUUUGGACAUUGCUAACCUCACAACAUACAUCUUAGGUACAAUGGCAAUGCUAUGUGCACCCGUUCGAGAUGAGGAAAUACAGAGACUGCGAGUCAUGACAGACCCAGUUCAUCUGCUCAGGGAGAUCUUCCGAGUUCUGGACUUAAUGAAAAUGGAUAUGGUAAAUUUUACCAUACAAACCCUCCGACCCCAUCUCCAGGAGCACUCUGUCCAGUAUGAGAGGAAAAAGUUCCAAGAGCUCUUGAGCAAGCUACCAGCUGGCCUGGCUUUUACAACCGAGUGGCUGCGCAAGGCAGCAGCUGCAGUAUCAACUUCUGAUGUGCAACUCUCCUCAUCCACCUCUGAGACCAAUGGAUCACCAGUUCCUACUUCCCCUGAGGCUGCUGGAGAAGUCUUGUCUAUCCAUAGUCCUACAGCUGUGCUAAACCAAGCAUACAUGGAUUUGCUGCAUUGGGACCCUGGAAAAGACUAUCCUGAGACUAUGAUGAUGGACAAAGCUCGUUUGCAUGCUCUUCAAAUGGAAGUGAAUCAGCUAGCCAUUAUUGCUGCAGUGCUACUAGUGAGCAAUAGCACAUGUGGCAAUGGGGCCUUUAGCUCAGCAGGUUGUGGAGACAGGUUGAAAUUGGUAACAAAAGCUUUACUAGAAGGACAUCCUGGUGCAAGGUUAGAAGAUGCUUUAUUGGAUAUUAGCAGCCAAAUACAUCAGGAAGUGAACAGAACACUUCUCCAAUUGGGGUACCCUGCUCUUACUGCUGAUAAGGCUACUUUACUUAAAGGCCAACUCAGAAGCCUUGCAGAUAAGGAUAAUGCAGUACGGAAUUUGAUUGAGCAACGGAUCGAAACUUUUCUUAGGCACUGCUUAUCUCAUGGUGGCAAGAACUCUGCAAGUCUACUCCAAGGCCUUGCUCCAAUUCAGGAAGAACUAUUGGAAGUUGGUCGAAGGUUUAGCAGUUUGAUUCAUUACAACAGGCAAGUUUUUGGUCCAUACUAUUCAGGAAUCUUGAAGAAAUUACUGCUUCAAGAGGAAAAAUCAGGGACAGCUUCCUAAUAACCAUCUCAAAUGAGGGAGAGCACAUGAUGGCAGGAGAGGGGAGAAGACUGGCAAUUGCUCAGACUGUGCUUUGGCUCAAAGUCCAGUGUAAUCAACAGAGCAGCUGUCUUGUUCUGUGCUUUGGUAUCCAAAGCACUUGUACAGCUGGACUAUUGAAGCUGCAGGGUACAGUUACAUAAAUACCAACUGGCAAUGCCAAGUUUGCUGCAGUAAACCUUUAAACAGCUCAAAAUGUUGUCCCUGUGUUCUUAGACCAACUGAUGUGUGCUCUGCUACCUGGGAAUAGUAAGGCUACUAUCCUAAAGCUACAGCCAUUACCUUAUAAGGCAUUCUUAACUGCUUUCAAUGAAACUUAGAAGCAUGCAUAGAAUUGUGGCCUUGUUAUAAUACACAGUACACACUAAUAGCCAUAACCACAGCAACUCAUACAGAGAUGUCUAAUUUUAUUAAUUUAGUCUGUUCUAAGUCAUACAAUUAUGAAAAACAAACAACAAAACGACUGCUGGAAGCCCAGGAAUAUUUACAGUCUCGCCUUGUUGUAGUGAGGUCAGUCUAUGUUGUUGCACAGAUUGGUUAUGUUUGGUACCACAAAAAUGACAGAUAACAAUUUUAUAUACAGGAUAUAACAAGGAAAUAGUUCAAGUAUCAAAAUACAAAGACCAGAUCAAAUAACAUUUUUAUUACAAAUCAGUCCCAUUGCCAUACAUCACAAUUAGCAAAAAAGUGUCUACACUGUAAACCAAACUGCCUGCUACCAAGAAUCUACCUGCCCAAUUUAGGAACAAGCAUAGAAGAAAAUCCUGUUAAUAGACAUUCAUACUGAUCAUGCAAAAGGAGACAAAUGUAGGAGUGAAGUAUCACCCAAACUAUUUUAGUUUCACAAGUGAAAUUAUUGUAAAAGGUGAGGUACCUUUCAGUAUCUGGUCUGCAAGAGCAGCACAGCUCACCACCUAAGCUGCUCUAGAAUUUCUUUUCUGGAAGGGGGCUGGGCAGAAUUGUAAUGUACCUUAAAUUCAAAUAAGACUUUCCUCUUAAUCUAAGAAAGUCUAAAACCCAGUUUCUAUGAGCCAGUAGUAUGUAACACAUACAGAGAAAAAUAUUAUAUGACUUUGAGUUUAGUAAUGUGAUUUCUCAUUCAAGAAAUAAGUAACCCUUCAUCCAACUUACUAUGUACAGUAUGUUCUCAUUCUGCCGCCAUUUAAGGUAAAUAUAAGCCUACAGAAAUAAGGUUUCUUUUUCAGAAGGCGAAAAGAUGGAGCAUUGGCAAAAGCAGCUGAUAGAUGAUGCCACUUCAGCAAAGGCUGGUGCUAGAAUAGGAAUUGUGUUCUCAAAGGAGACCUUAAAACACAUUUAGUGUCAGGAAUAUAGGGCACUUUUUUCAGUGUGCUACAAAAUCCCAUAAAGAGGUAAGUUUCCAAACUUCUACGGUGUUCGUCUUGCCUCUUUAUGGGAUUUUGUAGCACAUUCUAACAACUAAUUCCUAAGAAAGGUCAGGUUCAGAAAGACUUUGAUUGUCUUCUGUAAAAGUGUAUAAGGAGAAGAUGCCAUUAGAUAUUACUAAACUCAAAGAGGAAGCACCUGAUUACAAGAAGAAACAUGUUGGGAGAUUUUUCCAUCUAUAUCUGCCACCAUGUUCCAAAAUUCCUCCUUUAUAACAAAACUAUUCAUUUUACAUUCUCUCAGAAAAGAUCUACCAGUGCAGCAACAUUUAUAUGAACGCUGGCAUAUCACUCAUAUAUACAUGUAAAGGAAUGUCAUUUUUUU